AGUUUGGAUAACCAAAGAAGAGAGAAGUGAGAGAGAAAGGUGAGGUACAUAAAUGUUCAUCAUCAUCAUCUCAUUUAACAGUCUCUCACUCUUUCUUCCUCGAUCACUCUUCUCUAAUCUAUCUCUAUUCUCUGUCGAUCUACUCUCCCUCACAAACAGAAUGAGAGCAUAACACCCCACCAUACCCACCAUAUUUACAGCCAUGCCAUCCCGCCCAUCACCACCACCGGAACCCCUCAAUUACCACCACCACCAGCACCGCCACCACCACAUUCCUCUCCUGUCCAUAGUCCUUCCAGCGACCCUGACCCUCCUCGUCCUCCUCUUGUUAACUCUCCUUCUUCUUCUCCACCGCAAGCUCUCCCGCAACCGCACCACCCCCUCCGACGAACACCAGCGCCGCUUCUCCUACACCCUCCUCCGGCGCUCCGCCUCCUCCUUCUCCUCCUCUGCUCUCCUCGGCCACGGUGGCUUCGGCGCAGUCUACAAGGCUACCCUCCCCUCCGGCCAGUGCUUGGCUCUCAAGCUCAUGGACUCCCCCGGCUCCCUCCAGGGCGAGCGUGAGUUCCACAACGAGCUCUCAAUCGCCUCCGCCCUCUCCUCCCCGCACGUCCUCUCGCUCCUUGGCUACUCCUCCGAUCGCCGCCGCCGCAAGCUUGUGCUCGUCUACGAGUACAUGCCCAACCGUAGCCUGCAGGACGCGCUGCUCGACAACAAAUGCGUGGAGCUCAUGGAGUGGAAGAAAAGGUUCGACAUUGCGACCGAUAUCGCAAAGGGUCUGGCUUACCUGCACCAUUUCUGUGACCCGCCGGUGAUCCACGGCGAUGUCAAGCCCAGUAAUAUUCUGCUCGACGCUGAUUUCAAGGCCAAGAUUGGGGAUUUCGGCUUGGCGAGGUUGAAGACGGAGGAUCUCGUGGAGAAGAGGGAGGGUGUGGUCGAGUGUGGAGAGGACAACGGGUCGAUUCUGGAGGAGACGGAGAGCGUGACUACUGGGUUCGAUGAGGGUGGUGCUGGGGUGGUUACUGAUCAGUCCCCGGAGAGCUGCGUGGUGAGAAUUUUGGAUUCGGAGGCGUCGCCGGAGAAUAUGGCGGUGUCGCCGGAAGUUGGGCUCGACAAGGCGAGCGCAUCGGACGGGUGCUUCGAUAAGUUGAGCGUGGAUAGCGGCAAGGAUUUGAUCGGAAAUGGUAGAAAAAAUGGGGGUUCGAGGAGGGAUUGGUGGUGGAAACAGGACAAUGGAGGUGUGUCUGAGUCUGGGAGAGUGAAGGACUACGUGAUGGAGUGGAUUGGGAGUGAGAUAAAGAAGGAGAGGCCCAAGAGCGAGUGGAUUGCGUCCCCGAGCUCGGCGGAGAACGAUGGGUUGGGCUUAAAGGUUGAGCAGAAGCAGAAGCAGAAGCAGAAGCAGAAGAAGCAGAGGAAGAGAUUGGACUGGUGGGCUUCAUUGGAUGAGGAAAGGAUGGCGCGAAGGAAAGAGAAGACUCGGAAGCCGAGAGAGUGGUGGAAGGAGGAGUUUUGCGAGGAGCUUUCUAAGAAGACAAAGAAGAAACGAGCGCUUGGUUCGACUAGCGGUACAGAAUUGUGGUGGCAGAAGGACGAUGAUGACGAAGAGGAUGUGGUCCGCCAAGAGAGGAAGAAGAAGAGGAAGAACAAGAACAGCAGAGGUAGCAUUGAUUGGUGGUUGGACGGACUGAGUGGCGAGCUUAGAAGUGGGCGGAGAAAUAGCCAGGAUUGGACUAAUGGAGGAGGAGAUAUACCCAAGAGCGGUGGUGUUAGUAGCACCCCCAGCAUGCGAGGAACUGUUUGUUACAUUGCUCCUGAAUAUGGUGGCGGUGGGCUGCUCUCCGAGAAGUGCGACGUUUAUAGCUUCGGAGUUCUGCUAUUGGUCAUUGUUUCUGGGCGUCGGCCGCUCCAAGUGACGGCGUCGCCGAUGUCAGAGUUUGAGAGGGCCAAUCUGAUCUCAUGGGCUCGGCAGCUUGCUCGCAAUGGGAAGCUUUUGGACCUUGUUGAUUCGUCUAUUCAUUCGUUGGAAAAGGAACAGGCUUUGCUCUGCAUCACAAUUGCACUUUUGUGUCUUCAGAAAUCGCCUAGUAAGCGACCCACAACCAAAGACAUCGUGGGGAUGCUGACUGGCGAGGCUGAGCCACCCCACCUGCCGUUCGAGUUUUCCCCGUCGCCGCCUUCUAGUUUUCCGUUUAAGUCCCGGAAGAAGGCCCGGUGAGUUUGUUUGAUGCUUGUUGCUAUUUCCAUUAACUGUAGAGAUCAACGUACUGUUCUGUUGUAGGGCAUUUCUAAUUUUUCGUUGUUUUGUAGAAAUCGAUCAAGAAAGAAGAUAAACGGAUUGUUAUAUAUAUUUGAUGAAUGAAUUCAGGCUGUUUUUGUUCUUUUGCUUCA
This is a messenger RNA of Alnus glutinosa, 2388 nucleotides long. RefSeq names its product receptor-like serine/threonine-protein kinase At2g45590. The transcript has a single exon. Gene Ontology annotation, molecular function: protein kinase activity; ATP binding. Lineage: Eukaryota; Viridiplantae; Streptophyta; Magnoliopsida; Fagales; Betulaceae. Gene Ontology annotation, biological process: protein phosphorylation. The record is from RefSeq and is a predicted model, not a curated record. The coding region runs from base 203 to 2215 and encodes 670 amino acids.